AUGAGGGGCCCCCCAGUACCCUGUGGGGCCCUUUCUCUUCUGCUGCAGCAGCUCGCUGCGGCUGCUGGGGGGCCCCCUAGGGGGCCCCCCAUCGCGUGCCUUGCUGCAGCGGCGACCUCGCAGCAGCAGCAGCAGCAGCAGCGGCAGCUGCAGCAGCAGCAGCAGGCGGGGCUCGCAGCGGGUCUCGGCUGCUUGACUAGGGGUCCUUUUGCUGCUGCAGCAGCAGCAAGCAGGAGCCUUACGCAGCCUGCUGCAGCAGCAGCAGCUGCUGCUGCUACAACAGCAGCAGCAGCAGCAGCGCCGAGGGCAGCAGCAGCAGAAGCAGCCUAUGCCAGUAGCGGCAUCUGCAGCAGCAGCAGCAGCAGCAGUAGCUGCAGCAGCGCCGACAGCAGCAGCAGGAGCAGCAUUGAGGGUUUACAGCAGCAGCUGCUGCUGCUUGAUCUGCGCGGGACUUCCCGCUUGCUGCGAAGCGUUGCAGCAGCAUUUGCUGCUGCUGCUGCUGCUGCUGCUCCCGCAGCAGCAGCACCACCACAAAGGGCUGGGAGCCCCUGUCUUUGUGCUGCUGCAGCAGCUGCUGCAGUGCCGCUGCUGCCGCAGGGAGCAGCAGCAGCAGCAGCAGCUGUUGAGGCAGCAGCAGCAGCAGCAACAGAAGCCCUGGAGUCAGCAGCAGCGACGGCAAGUUGCUGCUGCUGCUCGCGGUCUGCUGCUGCUGCUUGUCUGUUUGUGCAGCUAAGGAAGCGCUGGCAGCAGCAGCAGCAGCAGCAGCAACUGCAGCAGCAGCUGCUGCAGGAGGGGGGGCCCAGGUCUGCUGCUCUUGCAUGCAACGCGCUGGCCAGAAUAACACAGACUGCAGCAUCACAAGAUGCUGCUGCUGCUGCUGCUGCUGCUGCUGCUGCUGCUGCUGCUGCUGCAGGCGCCCGACUCCGUAACGGCAACUCCCGCAGCAGCAGCAGCAGCAGCAGCAGCAGCAGCAGCAAUUAUGCUGCUGCUGCUAUGCGCACCUCACUUGCAGAAUGCAUUGUAACUCUCCUAGGAGAGGGGGGCCCCCCAGGGGACCCUCUUUCUCUUGGGGGGCCCCCAGGGGGGCCCCCAGGGGGGCCCCCAGGGGGGCCCCCAGGGAGGCCCCCAGGGGGGCCCCUAGAGGGGCCCCCAGGGGGGCCCCUAGGGGGGCCCCUAGGGGGGCCCCUAGGGGGGCCCCCAGGGGGGCCCCCAGGGGCCUCCCGUUUGUUACUUCUGCGGCGAAUGAAUGAGCAGGAUAUAUCUCUUAUUGCAAAUGCUGCUGCUGCUGCUGCUGACUGUCCUUUUGCUGCUGCUGCUGCUGCUGCUGCUGAGCGCCUCCGGCCGCUGCUGGCCAGCCUGGUGCAAGUUUGCUGCAGCAGCAGCAGCAACAGCAGCAGCAGCAGCAACAGCAGCAGCAGCAGCAACAGCAGCUCCGGCCCUGAGGCACAGCAGCAGCAGCAGCAGCAGCAGCAGCAGCCCCUGCUGCUGCUGUACUACAUGAGGCCUCAGGGAUUGAGUUUGCUGCUUGCUGCGCUGCAGCGGCUGCAGCAGCCGCUGCGGUGUAUAGACACCUCGCUGCUGGCAAACCGGGCCUUGCAAAUGCUGCAGGCAACAGAAGCCUGCGGUCUUGCUGCUGCUGCUCGUGCUGCCCCUGCUGCUGCUGCUGCUGCUGCUGCUGCACCUGGAGAUGCUGCAGACUUGAGACAGCGCAGCAGCAGCAGCAGCAGCAGCAGCAGCAGAGAAAGGGACCGCUGCACUGCGCAGCAGUUGACGCUGCUGCUGCACACCCUGCAGCAGCUGCCGGGGGUGCCUCGGCCGCUAGCAGCAGCAGCAGCAGCAGCAGCAGCAGCAGUGCUGCAGCGCCAGGCAGCAGCUUUCAGCCCCCAAGGCCUGCUGCUGUGUCUCCGUGCGCUUUCCAAGGGGCGGCGCAUAGAUCCCCACACCCUUGAGGCCCUUCCACGGCACUUGGUGCAAUGCUGCUUUUCUGCUGCUGCUGGAGCCUCAGCUGCUGCAGCAUGGCAUGCUGCGCUGCUGAUGCACGCGCUGCAGCAGCUGCCACUGGUCCCGCAGCAGCAGCAGCAGCAGCAGCAGCAGCGGGAAGUCUCUCGUAUGAUGUCUUCUGGGGACUGCGUCAUGGACCUGCUGCAGCCUUUGCUGCAGCUGCAGCAGCAGCAGGAGCAGCAGAACUUGUUUGCUGCUGCUGCACGCUCCCCGGAAGCAGAAGCUGUGAAGGAGCAGCUGCUGCAGCAGCUGCUGCAGCAACAGCUGCCAGCUGCUGCGCUGCUGCAGCUGCAUGCUGUUCUGCUGCACUUGGCUCUCGAGCUGCCAGGGGGCCUUCAGGUGCUGCCGCUGCUGCUGCUGCGUGCUGCUGCAGCGCUGCUGCAGCUGGCUGAGGCGGCGCAGCAGCGGCUGCUGCAGCAGCAGCAGCAAGCAGAUGCUGCUGAUGCCGCCGAUGCAGCAGAAAAUGAAGUGUUGCUGCUGGAAGACAUGCAACAGCAGCAGCAGCAACAGCAGCAGCAGCAACAGCAGCAGCAGCAAAACCGCUUUGACGUCUCCUCGAGCUCUCUGCUGCACAGAUCUGUCCUUCGCUGCGUCUACGAUUUGCACCAGCAGCAGAAGCUGCUGCAGCAGCAGCAGCAGCAGCAGCAACUGCAGCAGCAGCAGCAGGGAUGGCUUGUAGCGUCAGAGACACCUGCAGGCCCUUAUGUGCUGGACAUUUUGCUGCAGCCAGUGUCUGGGAUCAGCCGAUUCCAAGCAGUAUAG
Molecule: messenger RNA, 2763 nt
Organism: Eimeria necatrix
Lineage: Eukaryota; Apicomplexa; Conoidasida; Eucoccidiorida; Eimeriidae
Exons: 2
Coding region: 1-2763 (920 amino acids)
Source: RefSeq, a predicted model, not a curated record